AUGCAAUCAGAGUGCUACAGGUCUACCCAAACUGCACCAGAUAACCAGUCGCGCAACUCUCAAACCGCUGCCCAGCAUGGAAACUACUCUUGUGAAGAUUGCUCCGUCAGCCGUGUCUCAGGUCGAGAUGGCGGAGACGGCGACGAUGCCACCAGCUCGGCGUUGCCAUCUUCUAUCCCAUCCGACCCGCGACUCGACGCACCAGAGGCAGGGCUAAGCUCGCAACGCCAGGCGAACGCCGUAUCUUCCACCUGUCACUCCACCGAAGAUGGAACUGCCCGCAAAGAAGCAGCCACGAAGGCCCCAAAACUCAGCCCAAACACCUCGGCGCGAACAACUGGAGUUUCUAUAGAGUCCUUUCCCAAUGAGGUCCUCACGCAUAUCUUGUCGCAUCUUCAGCCGUCGUCGUUGUCGUCGAUGAGCCUUGUGAGCCAUCGGUUCUACGGCCUUGUGACGACGCCGCAUGCCUGGCGGAUCGCGUUCUCCCGGUACUUCCCCGGCCCCGCUAUCGUCCAGAGGAACGAGGGGCGCUUGGAAGGCGAGGACUGGGAGCAUGUCCUGUUGAAAAGACGCGCGUUCUGCAGGCUCACGGCUCUGAGCUCCUGGAGAAACGAAUAUAUCUUGCGGACGAGAUUGCUGCACUCGCUCGCCCGUGGGAAGCCCGCCAAUUACCAAGUUGCAGACCAGCGGAAAUCAACCCGUUCGGGCGCAACUCCCACUGCCCACGCCGUUGUAACGUAUAACUCGUUGCUCCAAUACCCGAUCUCGCAUAUCGAUGGCAACUUCGGGUCUAGCUUGGAGAGUAAACCUCCAAGCUUUGUCCAUGGAGCGGGUGAGGAAGGGAUCGCCACUCUAAGUGACCCAUCGUCAAGGAAGAGUGGUGUAGGAAAAUGGGGUCUGUUGUCCGAAAGUCGAAUGUUCAACCAUUUUUCGGAGAGCUAUCCUGGCGAAGCCCAAUGGGGUUUGGGAUCAGGCAACCUCAUCGGUAACCCCAAUGUGAUGGACGUGAGCCAGCCCUACGGUAUGAUAUACGGAGAGGGCUGUCCUCAGGGCCGCGUCUACUUUCUUUCGGCAAGUGAGAAACGAGGUCGGUUCCUAUCGCUCCCGGCCCCCCAACCCCAACAUGGCCUCGGGAUUCCUUCUAUGAAUGCCACAAGCCCCAGCAUCUGUGCUACCUGGAUCGCCAAGUCUGCGGAAAUUCUGAAGUUGACGAAUGGAUUAUGCGGAAUUAUUACGGCAUCUUCCUCCGGAAUUCUCACGUCGUAUGCCCUCGGGCCGCACCCUGCGUACGAUCAACGAUUUGGACGCGGCCAAGUCACUGCCAGGUGGGCCUUAUGCCCCGGGGUUCCAAUUAUUGCCAUUAAAGUGGAUGGCAGCUUUUCAACGAAACGCCUUUCUCAACGCAGAAUAUGGCUAACGGUCCUAAACGCUCUUGGAGAGGUAUUUUAUCUUACCGAUAUUCCCCGUGGGUUAGACACCUAUCAGAGGCUCGAACCCGAAGAGCUUGAAACUGUCGCAUGGCAGACCGGACGUACCGUUUCCUGGGAAAUGGUUGAAGACACCCGACGCGUUCCAGUGCCGGAUCCGCUCAACAAACUCUCCACCAACGCCAGCUAUAGCCCCAGAUCAUCAUCUAACGCCAUGGGCUUAGAUCGUAGCCAAAUCACAACCGAAACCAAAGACAUUGAAAAAUUCCUUGCACUCAAGCCAUUACACUUCCGAAAAGUGUAUCAAGGGUGGGAUAUGAAACGGAAGCUUGAAGUAGAUUUUGCUGGCGAUGAUGGACAAGGAGCCGGCGAGUCUAUCAUGGUUCUCAAUUGUUCUUCAAGCGAUGACCAAGUUGCAUCCGUGAAAAGGUUUACGCGUGUUAAGGUUGUUGAACACAUGUCACUCGAUAGUCUUGGAAGUUCCCCUCCAGCGCAAGUCAGUGCAAUCGGUUCGUCUCUCUUCGGCCGAACUGGGUCCGAAGGGGUUCUACCUUCCAGCGACCCUCUAUGCUCGCCUAUAUCUAGCGUCUAUAACGACUCUAACCUUGCACCCUCCACGGUCGGAUGGCGGGUGUCAAACUUGACAUUUGAAGACCCAAAAUCUGCUGAGAUAACUGCGUGUGCCUUGGAUAUGUCUACUUUCGCACGUCUAACGAAAUUCGAAGACCCGUUGCUUGGAAUGUGUGGUAGUUCUGCAGUAUCUUCCCAGUCAUCGACACCAUUUUCUAUGUCGAGCAACCCACUAUCUUCAUCUUCCGAAAUUCCUGGCCAGCGAGCACGAUAUAUGGCUGUUGGGACUUCCCUGGGUUCCGUUUUUGUUUGGGAUAUUAGAGCAGCUGUAUCUCAAAAUGCUCAGGUGGUGAAUAACAUCACCCCCAUUCGUAUAAUUCGUACGGAUUCGCCACAGAUAUCCAGUCUUGCGUUGACGGCUCUAUAUCUCGUGCAUGGUGGGAACGACGGCCUGGUUCAGGCCUGGGACUAUCUAGCCUCGUCCACACAGCCAAUCCGGACACUUAAUUCCAGAUUUUCCUCCCGCGCCCGCCGCCGUCUUAUACAGGCAGAUACAGCUAAUCAGGAUGUUGGGCAUAACUUCUUCGCCGCUGGUGCCAUUUGUCUUGACCAGGAUCCUACCCGGCUUAGAGGUAUCGUUGCAUUGGGAACGCAGCUGCGUUACUGGGCAUAUAGUUCCUCUGCAGCUGAUCAGUACAAGAGCAAUAAACGGCGCAUCCGCUACUCUCCACGUGGCAACAACAGUUCUCCAGAGACCCAGCGCUUUAAUAACUCGGGUCGGGGCGCAUUGACGGAUUACAUCAUGAAUGAGAAGGCUGAACUAGAAAGGCAAAGGAUUGCAAAAGAGAAAGAGCACGCCCACUUGAGUGGACGGUUUGGGACUGACCUCCUUGGUAUGGAUGCCAGUGAAGAGGACCUUUUAGCCUAUGCCUGUCUAUUGAGUGAAGAAUCAUACACCAGUGAUGAGAGAAACCGAAGAGGUAGCGAGAGUAGUUCCGUCGGAAGCUCUUCCAGCGAGACUGUCGCAUCAAACGAAACGUUCAGUGCAAACCCGCUAACUCGCCAGGUAUCAACACCAACUCUUGAUACCGUAGAUGAGGAGUUAGAGCCUGGUCUUGCCGAGGCUAUUCGCCGAAGCCUGCAAGAUUCUACUACGAAUCCUCAAAAUCAAGUCAACAACUUCUUAGACGAGGAAAGUAUAGGCCGUCGCCUGUCUCCGUUCUCCUCGCCUGGCUUACCGGCGACCUCUUCGCAAGCUAUCGUUGACGACCUCGAGUUUGCAAUACAGCUGAGUUUGGCUGAACAACGAGGCCAGACUGAGCCUGGAUCCCCACAGGAAGAAUUCCCCACGCUUGGGAGUGCAUCGAGCACACCAUCAAAGCGCAGGAGUAAAGGAAGGAAGAGAAUUUGA
Arthroderma uncinatum is the source of this 3408-nucleotide messenger RNA. RefSeq names its product F-box and WD domain-containing protein. Gene Ontology annotation, biological process: proteasome-mediated ubiquitin-dependent protein catabolic process. The transcript has 2 exons. Lineage: Eukaryota; Fungi; Ascomycota; Eurotiomycetes; Onygenales; Arthrodermataceae. The coding region runs from base 1 to 3408 and encodes 1135 amino acids. Gene Ontology annotation, molecular function: polyubiquitin modification-dependent protein binding. Gene Ontology annotation, cellular component: proteasome regulatory particle, base subcomplex; cytosol; nucleus. The record is from RefSeq and is a predicted model, not a curated record.